AUAUUCAGUGUCCUUUCAACAUCUCUAUGCAUGAUUACAGCACCUAGCAAGAAAAAGCUAGAUAUUCCCAUAUGGUCACAGUCUCAGAAACAGACAAUCUUAAAACUGGGAGUGUGCAAAAGAUAGCCAGCUUUUUCUCUACCUUUUGCAGAUGACAGUAACACAAUGAACACAACAAAUUUUACAUAUUAAAGAACUCUCCUUGUGACAAGCCAGGAGAGAUAGAGAGAAUUACACUGUUUUUAGCUGGAAGUACUUUUGAGUCUCCCAAAGAAAUGUAACUGCAAGCAUUAAAGCUGGAAGAUUGAUGCUCUUGCUUGUUGGUUUUUACUCGGAGAAGUUGGGGGAGGGGGACCAUCUCUUGCCCUCAGCUUCUGCAUCUUUACUCAACCAACUAGCUUCUCACAUUUAAUGAACUAGCAGAGGGUUGUCUCUUAGCAUUAUAGCUUUUAGGUGCUUACAUUUUAGACUUGCGCAUUAUUUCCGAGAGAAAGUUAUCACUUUCUUCAGGGAAUUGUUAUGCUCUAAACAAAAGUAUAUAGAAUUCACAGACUGGUGGAUUUGUAGCCUUAGACUUCUGUCAUCCACUGUUUUUUAUGCUUAUUAAAGUUAACUGAAUCCAUCUUAGCUUUUAAAGGGUGGUUUGAAACUUUUACAACUAGUUCGAUCAGGGCAGGCGUUAGUUGGCAAAGACUAAUUAAGAUGUUGGCUUGACUUGUUUUCUUCUGUUCUCACGGUCCUGUACUGUACUUUCACCAGCUCUUUUUCUCUUCAUCUAUUUUAAGGGUUCCACAUAUUGGAACUCUUUGUUUCACCUCUCGCUCUCUCUCUCCCCAUUCCGAAUAUAUAUGUUCUGAUGUAUUCUUUCAGAAAUUUGUUUUACUUGCAGUUCUGGUUUCAAUUCUGCUUCUACAUAUUUGCACUCAACCGGGUUUCAUUUGGCUUGGUAUUGUUGGAUCUUUUUAUUUGUCAAUAGUUAUUCGCUUUAUAAUUAUGAACUUCAUUUGGUUGUAAUCUCUUGUCAUGCCUAAUAAUGCAGUACCUCUUUCUGGCUCUUGAUUCCAGUUGCUUUAUAUCCAAGUUAGGACAGAAUGCCACUUUAGAGCUGUAAGCCAGAUCUUGUGCGAGCCUGUGACCUUCUACUUGAUGAUUGUUGUCUUUCUUCUUGUUAUCAUGAAUGCAUGAGAAGUUGAUAACCCAAGUUGUAGUUCCUUCCAGGCUAGAUAUUGCCUUUUUUUGGCUUGCGAAGCCAAUAUUCUGGAAUCAAACCUGGUAUUUUGAGCUCUGACGCUUUCUUUGCUAUACCAUAUUGACCAUUUAAGUUAUAGAACUCUUCUCUUGAGUUGCAAAUCAAUACUUCUGUGCCUUCCUACUUUACUGGUAUUAUGGUUUCACAAGAUUCAUCCUCAAAUUCAGCUUCUAGCAUGCUACACCAAUUCAUUUUCUCGGACUCCAUUACUAGCCAAAACCAAUUUCAAAACCAGAAUUUUGAUGCUUUAGUUGGCAGUAACACAUUUCCUCAGUCUGAUGGUGUGUUGCCUAGCAUACAGUCUCUUGAGGAAAGAAUGUCUAGGUCGAUAGACCUUGUACAAGCUCCCUCAGUAGCGCAAGAAUCCGAGAUUAGCCACACAAGACACUUAAUGAAUCUUCUUGGAGCGGCAAAUGAGACCAAUCGUCAAGCUCAAAGGCUAUCACUGUCUCUUGGUUCUCACAUGCUUGUUCCUCAAGUUCAGUACAGGCAGAGAUCCUUUAACUCGGAUCUCAUGAGUCCUAGUUACUUAAUUCCUAGAGAAGAAGCAAGGGAAGCUUAUAAUCCUGGAGGUGAACAAGCAAACAACGACUAUUCUCUCAUUGGUAGUGGAUUUCCAUCAUCAUCAGCCUCGUUAAGUAGACGUUCUACUACUGCUUACGGAACAGAAUCUUUUGCUGUUGCUAUAGAGAAUUCAAGGUAUUUAAAGCCUGCUCAGUCCCUACUAGAAGAAACCGUGCAUGUAAGUUGCAAGGCAGUUGAAAUUAGCAAUGAAAAAUAUGUCCGAAGGUUAAUUCGUUGUAGAGGUUCUCUUGGACUUUCUUCUGAAUUAAAAGCAGAACUGUGGGGAAAUGGGUUUGUGCAAGCUGAGAAACACGAAGUCCAGCUUAAAAUUGCAAAGCUUAUAGCAUUGUUGGAGGAGGUUGAGGGAAGAUACGAGAAAUACUACCAUCAAAUGGAAGAAGUGGUAUCAUCAUUUGAGGAGAUGGCAGGUUUAGGAGCUGCCAAAUCUUACACAGCUCUAGCGCUCCAAGCCAUGUCCAAGCACUUCUGCAACUUAAGAGAUGCCAUAGUGUCCCAGAUCAAUGAGACAAGAAGAAAAUUCUCUCAAGAUUUACCAAGAACCAGCUCAGGAUUGUCACCACUUAGCUUUUUUGAUAAAGAGACCAAACAUAAUCGGAUGUCUCUUCAACAGCUUGGAAUGACGCAAAGCCAAAGGCAAGCAUGGAGACCCAUCAGAGGAUUGCCAGAGACUUCUGUAGCCAUCCUUCGCUCUUGGCUUUUUGAACACUUCUUGCAUCCGUAUCCAAAUGAAUCUGAGAAGCUAAUGUUAGCAUCGCAGACAGGCUUGACAAAGAAUCAAGUCUCAAACUGGUUCAUAAAUGCUCGAGUCCGGCUAUGGAAGCCUAUGAUAGAAGAAAUGUACAAAGUGGAGUUCGCAGAUUCUUCUGAAGACUCGAACCCCUUGCCUGGCAGUUCUUUCAUAACAACGGAAGGUGUAACAGAUCAUUCAGAAGACUGAAGGAAUAGGCAAUUAAAACUGAAAUAUCUGAGAACAGCCUGGAGCUGUGAUGUGAUUUUCAGGGAAAGCACAAGCUGCCAUGGGCCUGGAGCAUAUCUUGUACAACUAACACCAGUGUUUAAGCUACUUAACUUUUCAUGAUUAUUUUC
Messenger RNA from Populus nigra (black poplar), 2920 nucleotides. RefSeq names its product BEL1-like homeodomain protein 11. Bases 1386 to 2771 code for a protein of 461 amino acids. Gene Ontology annotation, molecular function: DNA-binding transcription factor activity, RNA polymerase II-specific; RNA polymerase II cis-regulatory region sequence-specific DNA binding. Gene Ontology annotation, biological process: regulation of transcription by RNA polymerase II. The record is from RefSeq and is a predicted model, not a curated record. The transcript is spliced from 5 exons. Lineage: Eukaryota; Viridiplantae; Streptophyta; Magnoliopsida; Malpighiales; Salicaceae.